This is a messenger RNA of Cyprinodon tularosa, 3353 nucleotides long. RefSeq names its product transmembrane protein 176 (gene tmem176). The record is from RefSeq and is a predicted model, not a curated record. The coding region runs from base 411 to 1004 and encodes 197 amino acids. NCBI's taxonomy places the organism in Eukaryota, Metazoa, Chordata, Actinopteri, Cyprinodontiformes, Cyprinodontidae. Gene Ontology annotation, cellular component: membrane. The transcript is spliced from 7 exons.
AGCUCUCCAUGUUCGCACUUUUCAUCUCAACAUCGUGCGUAAAACCAACCACUUUACCAUCACGCAUACAUACCUAUACGGCGGGUUUAUAACCUGCGGACUGGUGACGCACCGAACCAAAACGACCCGGAACCCUGGAUCCAAACCGAACCGUUCACCGUGGAAAAACAAUAAUGUGAGGAAAGCAGGAAGCUGGCAGAGAAGGAGGGGGAGCUUUACUGGCCUCUUCACAGACAGCCAGACAGCCCCUCUUCCGAUAAACAGCCUCAAACGCUCAAACUGAAAGCACAAAUAUCUCUCCAUAAAAUAAAUCUCCAUAGCGAUAAACAGCCACAUCCAGGGCUGCCUGAAAGGCAGGGGCGCAUAGGAGGGUCCGGUCACACUGACUGCUGUUUCUCCAACGAAAGCAGAUGGCUGUUUCUGUCACCAGGGAUUUAAAGGUGGAGGUGCUGGAAGAUGAGAACAAAGUCAGGCUGAGUAACAAACAAGAGGAGAUGCGACUGACCAUACAGAGAGGCGAUCCCAAAUGUAUGGGGGUCAGCCAAGUGAUGCUCGGCCUGAUGGUUAUUUUCUACUCCCUGCCCUUAUUGUCCAGUGAGGCCACUGACGUGGUCAACUUUGGCGUUCCCUGGUGGACAGGAGUAACAUUCAUUGCAGCAGGAUCGAUUGCCAUGAUUUUGGACAGAAUCUGCACCAUGAAGUUCUUGCAGGUGUGUCUGAUAGCGAGCGUGGCCACUUUGGUGGUGUCAGUGGUGGCUGUCAUCAUCUACUGUGUGGACCUGGGCAGAUAUCCGCAGUUUGCCUGCAACAAAACCGAAUUCCCCUGUGACCCCCAGUACUACUUAACGAGGUUCAACAGGGGAAUAAAGUCAUCUCUCCUCUUCUUCACUCUGGUCCAGACAGCCAUCUCUGCCGUUUCCUGCUGGCUUCUGCUCAGACAGAGAAACAGCUUUCAGUAUUCAGUUAUCAGUCAGCCUGCCUCCACCCGUAAUGAAUAUAAAUGAUGGACAAAGUGAAGUCAUGAAGGUUCCUGCUAGCCUAGGAGAUCGACUUUGUCCAGCUUACUCAUCUGCUGAUUGAACCAACCUAAUUUCUUAAAAAGUUUAUGAGAAUAAUUCCUAUAUGUUUGCUUCAGCUAAAUGAUUGUAACUUCAAACUGAGAAGCAAAAGAGCUAUGAUACUGUAAAGAAGGAUUGUAAUUCUCUGGACAUCAGUAAUAUUAGAGUAACACACUUCCAAAUGCAUUCUAUGGAGGAGAAAAAGAAUCCAUUCCAGUGAUCAAUCUAAACUGUUUUACAAGCUUCUGUCUGCAUCCAGCCAUGUUUGGUUCUGCAGAAUCAGUUAUUGAUGGAGGAGCACGGCCUCUGUGCCAAAAGCAGACACUUCACUGCAGCAGCGCUUUCAGAAAAAUAUCACUGUAUGGUGACAUCCCAAGGUCCAAAAACUAAUUUCAGGUAAAUGCUUUAAACCCCACCCCCACCCCGGGUACAACGGUGCACCGUGCCUCAUACAUACACACUUAAGGCCAGCAAAUUCUCUACAACUGUUUAUUAACUAACAGUAAUUUCUUAAACACAAAACAGCACAGUAUUGGUCUUUUAAUUUCAAUUUUCAAUACCUUCAAUCUUGUAGCCUUGAACAUCGGUAGUGCUUUCUGUUUUUCAUGGGACUUCAGCAUACAGUGCACCUCACCACGGUGUCAUCAUUCCUCACCAUGGCUGCCGGUUCUAGACAGGGGCCAACGGGGGGUGUAUUAUGAAAUUUAGGCAGGAUCGGGAUGAGUCGGUAAUAGAGAUGACAUACAGAUACACACACACUGUGUCUGCUAGAAUUUAAAUGUGUCGUUUUAUUCCGCCACAGGACACAGCAAAGUAAGCACAUCAAUCAAGGCACGGUGCUGAAUACAAAUUAUAUUGUCCCCCUACCGUGACACAAAGGAUCGGAGAGCCAGUCGACCCCGGCAGGGCAGCAAACUGCCCAGCUAGGCGUUCGUACGCAACUCUAGCAGACUCUGCCAGUGCCAACCGCCAUCCGUCAUUUAUGCCAGACUUCAAAGAAAAAUCUCUCACCCAAUCAGGAAAAGUGAUCGCUCCCUCUCACGCCUGGAGCGCAUGAUUACAGAAACCAAAAUAUGUUUCGGGCACCCCCCGAACCCACCCUGGGCUCGUGGGCCGCUGAAACCAACAACAAAUUACAUCAUGGUCUCAAGGAAACAGAAACUUAGAUAAUGAGAGUGCUUAGGUAAUAAGAGUGCUUCAUUUGUUAUACAAAACUUGUAUAAUUGUCAAAGAACAUAAAAUAUAAAACCCAUAUAUAUCAGGGGGCCAGAAAUUAUAAUGAUAAUAUGCACUUCAAACCAGUAACUAGUUACGCUGAUCUAACAGAACAACAACUCUAAUUCGGUUUCUUUUAUCAAUGAAGUGACCUGAGGUCACAUUCAGUCUGUUUGCAUGGUGCCACUAACAGCUAUGAAGCUAAUUUCAGCUUUGAUAUAUUUCCCUUUUGAUUUUGUAAAAACCAUUCCUUGUAUAAUUUAGCAGCACCCUACUUCUAGCUCAGCUGUUUGUGCAGACACUAGGCCCCAUGCAGGCAUAGAGGGGAAGAAUCAGCAGCAAAACCUGCUUUUCAGGUUCAAUAUUGGUGAAAAACACAUAACAAUUUCAAAUACAGUUAGCAAGACUGAACAUGACAUUUCAAAUGGAGUUUAAAAAAACUGAUUAAAUAUAAAGAUUUAAAAGAAAAUUUGACUUUUUGAAAAGUAUUGGUAGAAGCUCUGCAGCUUUACUGUGUUCAUGACUCAAUCCCUAAAAAAACUGUGCAAAUUAAUUUAGAGAAAUUUGGAUCAGUGGACUGACUUUUAAAAAUUAACAAUGGUGAUUGUGACGUUUCAUCAGCUUGUCUUUGCUAUAUUGCAGAAAUACACCAAAUCUUAUAUUCUUGUGUAAAACAUGGGGUGCAUCUGUGACAUGAUGUGAAAUAAAAGGUAAAAGCUUCUGAUUAAAUUUGAUCUUUUAUAAAUGAAAUAUAAAUGUUAUUAUUAUAUUAUUUUAUUUUAUAAUUUUUUUUGAAGGUGGAUAAAACCUUGUAAUUAAUGCAUUUCUUGUUAUUCUGUUUAUUAGGAAUCAUCCAAACCUCCCUCUUUGUCGUUGCUUCUUAAUCAUUCCUCAAUACAAGCCUGGGUGUUAAAAAUAUCCUGAUAACAUUAUGUAUGUAUCUACUACUAACCCUUAAGAGCAAGUGGAUUCUUUUUAUUCUGUAUUUUUACCAAUUUUCUUUGUUGCAAGUAUCUGUUACUGUAGCCAUAUUAUGAACCAAAUAUCCAUCAUUUUCUAUUAUUAAAAAAAUUAAGUCCA